CUACCGUCAAAAUGCCCAUCACACUCAAGAAACCCAACCCAAACCCCAGCGGCACCUCAAAUGGUCCCUCACUCGACGUCCCCCAAAUAGUCCGCGACGUCAUCGCCGACAUCCGGCAAAACGGCGACAGAGCCGUGCGGGCAUACUCGGAAAAGUUCGACAAGUGGAGUCCCGAGAGCUUCAAGCUGUCCAGGGAGCAAAUCGACGAGAUUAUAAGCCAGGUCCCGGAACAGGUUAUCGAGGAUAUCAAGACUGUCCAGCAGAAUGUCCGGACAUUUGCGCUCGAGCAGCGAAAGUCGCUCACCGACUUUGAAUAUGAGAUUCAGCCGGGUGUGUUUCUGGGCCAGAAGAAUAUCCCUGUUGCCGCGGUUGGAGCAUACAUCCCCGGCGGCCGGUACCCCCUCCUCGCCUCAGCCCACAUGACAAUCGUAACGGCCAAAGCCGCCGGCGUCCCGCGCGUAAUCGCCUGCACACCACCCAUCAACGGUCAAAUCCCUCCCUCGACCGUCGCCGCAAUCCACAUGGCGGGCGCCGACGACAUCUACAUCCUCGGCGGCGUGCAAGCCAUUGCGGCCAUGGCGCUGGGGACAGAAACGAUCUCCAAAAUCGACUUUGUCGCGGGACCGGGGAACCCCUUCGUCGCGGAGGCGAAACGGCAGCUCUUUGGCGAGAUCGGAAUCGAUCUCCCCGCGGGCCCGACAGAGGUGCUUAUCGUUGCGGAUGGGAAAGCCGAUCCGUUUGUCGUUGCGACGGAUUUGCUUUCGCAGGCGGAGCAUGGGCCUGAUACGCCUGCUAUCCUGAUCACGGAUUCGAGGGAGGUUGGCGAGAAAUCGAUCAAGGAGGUAGAGAGGCUGCUUCCGAUUCUGCCGACGAGGGGGCUCGCGGGGGUUUCGUGGGAGCGGUUUGGCGAGGUGCAUGUUGUUGAGAAUCUCGACGAGGCGUAUAAAUUGGCGGACGAAUAUGCGAGCGAGCAUGUGCAGAUCCUGACAGAGAAUCCGAGGGAGGCGCUGGAGAAGAUGAGGAAUUAUGGGGCGAUCUUCUUGGGUGAGAAGACGUGUGUUUCGUAUGGGGACAAGUGCAUCGGCACCAACCAUGUUCUCCCAACCAAGGGAGCCGCUCGGUUCACAGGCGGUCUCUGGGUAGGAAAGUAUCUAAAGACCGUGACGUAUCAGGAGGUGACGAAUGCAAAGGCGAGUGGCGAACUGGGUCGUUUGUGUGGUCGUGCGGCGCGUGCAGAAGGGUUCGAGGGGCAUGCUCGGUCUGGAGACGUGAGGGCGAAGCAGUACCUGAGCGAUUCGUUCGAGUGGAUGGGACAGUAGUAGGGACUGGAAACCUGGAUAAAUGCCAAAUCAGUCGAGAUCUUGUCAGCAUAUCAUAAUGAACGGAGUCGAUGUUUGAGGUCUGAGUAUGUGCCAUCAAGCGAUCGGUGUCAUAAUCGUAGAAUCCAUC
Molecule: messenger RNA, 1449 nt
Organism: Aspergillus calidoustus
Lineage: Eukaryota; Fungi; Ascomycota; Eurotiomycetes; Eurotiales; Aspergillaceae
Source: the annotation of a GenBank genome assembly